AACUUGAUCUCAGAAUCGGCACAGUAUUCCGGGCAAUUCAGCAGUGUGCAAAUCGGUGGUGCCGUCGAAAUACUUCAAAAAAAUUUUUAACGACCCUUACUCGUCCAUUCCUUGAAAUAAAUUUAACCAGUGCAAUUGUAAUUAUUGUGGUUACCUUCGUUCUCCUUGAAAGAGUUACCAAAAUAAGAAAUCUGAAAAUGGCAAACCUCAAGUGUAUACUCGUUCUCACAAUCGCCUUCUUUGGGAGCGCAGUGCUGGCGCGGCCAGGAUAUGCAGUGGAUUAUUAUAACCAUCCCAAAUACGCAUUCAAUUACGGUGUGGCCGAUCACACAACUGGUGAUGUGAAAUCGCAGCACGAAACGAGGGAUGGUGAUAUUGUCAAAGGUCAAUACUCGCUCGUCGAACCAGAUGGCUCCAUCCGCACCGUCGAUUAUACCGCCGAUCCUAUUAACGGCUUUAACGCUGUCGUUACAAAAUCAGGACCCACAGUACAUGCGCAAGCGUUGGUGCCCGCACCACACUAUGAACCUGCACCAGUGGUGAAGCAUGUUGCGCCUGCGCCAGCAGUUGUAGUGCCAGCACCAGCGCCUUAUGCUUCUAAACCCUACGCGCCCAUCCACUACGAUUACGAUGAUUAUGGUCAUGGUGCUCAAUAUGAAUAUGUGCCUCAGUACAACGGUCACUAUGGUGGCGGUGCCGGCUACAAUGCUCCUCACUAUGAUGGUCACUACGGCGGACAUUAUGGCGGUCACUAUGGUGGCCACUACUGAGAGAGGAACACCAUAUAGUGCGCCCUCUGCGGUAGCUGCCCUUUCGAACAGAGUACAACUCUUUUCAGCAUAAUUAGCGAAAAUUGAGCGAAAAAUUUAUGCUCAUCCAACACUUACUUAACCUCCUAAUUUCUCCCCCCACAUAUCUUUUCCUUACACGUACUGCCUACAAAUUACUCGCCAAAAUGCUUUAAAAUUUUAUUUACAUAUUCUAUAACUGAAACUAUAACAAUGUCCUUAUGUUUAGUCGAUAAGUUUGUAUUGUGUUUUUCUAUUACUAUUAUUGUAUUAUCAUAAUUAUUAUUAUUGAUUGUUGUAGGAUUUGAAAAUUGUGUGCAAGCUUUAAAUUUCCGUUGUCGUUUGUCGAUGCUAACUGUUGGCAUUCAACGGUUUAUGCAUGGAAUUCAGGCAAAAGUGUUCUAUCCACCAUUCUUGUAACAAUAUCUAAUAUUUAUAUAAACGUAUGUAUGUAAGUGAAGAAGAUGAUGUACAAUAUCAUUUUUAUAAUUUUUUAUUUGUAACAAAAGAAAACUUUUUGUAACGCAACAAUAAAACGAAUACUCAAAAAUUAAAAAAAAAA
Messenger RNA from Ceratitis capitata (Mediterranean fruit fly), 1350 nucleotides. RefSeq names its product larval cuticle protein A2B (gene Cpr62Bb). The record is from RefSeq and is a predicted model, not a curated record. Gene Ontology annotation, cellular component: extracellular matrix. Lineage: Eukaryota; Metazoa; Arthropoda; Insecta; Diptera; Tephritidae. The transcript has 5 exons. The coding region runs from base 198 to 770 and encodes 190 amino acids.